Messenger RNA from Penicillium cataractarum, 1704 nucleotides. RefSeq names its product WD40 repeat domain-containing protein. The coding region runs from base 1 to 1704 and encodes 567 amino acids. The record is from RefSeq and is a predicted model, not a curated record. Gene Ontology annotation, cellular component: nucleus; cell tip; cell division site. Gene Ontology annotation, molecular function: protein binding. The transcript has 7 exons. NCBI's taxonomy places the organism in Eukaryota, Fungi, Ascomycota, Eurotiomycetes, Eurotiales, Aspergillaceae. Gene Ontology annotation, biological process: carbon catabolite repression of transcription.
AUGUUUGUCCUACCACCACCCCCUCCACGCUACACCAUCCCUGUCGCUUAUGCGGCGGGGGCUGCGAACGGCAUGGCGGUUCCAGUUGUCGAGACGAAUAACACAAUCUCUCACCCCGAGAAUGGAUGUCCACUGCAAGUCGGAGAGGGCACUUACACACUUAAGGAUGACCUUCUGCUGGCAACACCACCUCCUCAUCCCUCGGAAGCACCAAUCAUUAACCCGAACCCGCUUGCAACAGUCCCGUCACCUCCAACUGCUGGUGUAAAGGUCUCCCUAGUGAGCCUCGACCCGCGCAAGAAGCCUCCCACUUUCCUCAAGUCUAGCAUUACGGCCCCAGCAUUCGGAGAUGGAAAUGCUGCUCUCGCGCCACCAGCUGUGCCAGCCAAGGACGCAGCUAAGCGAAGAAAGCCCAAGAACAACAUUAUUAAGAGUAGCUCUUCGUUCGUCUCCAGAGUGAUUACACACGAGACUUCGGCAAAGCGUCUCAGCGACCGCGACCCGAAUGGCGUCUUUGCCUUUGCAAAUAUCAACCGCGCUUUCCAGUGGCUGGAUCUCAAUUCAGCUCAGAAGGAGGAGCACCUCACUAAGGUUCUGUUCACCAAGGCGCAUAUGCUUUGCCACGAUAUCAACGAAAUGACCAAGACCUCGUCGCAUUUGGAUAUCGUGAUGGGCUCUUCGGCUGGUGAUAUCAUUUGGUACGAGCCCAUGUCGCAGAAGUACGCUCGUAUUAACAAGAACGGAGUCAUCAACAAUUCUCCCGUCACUAAUAUCAAGUGGCUGCCUGGCUCGGAGAAUCUCUUCCUGGCAUCGCACGCCAAUGGUGUUUUGGUGGUCUAUGACAAGGAAAAGGAGGAUGCCUUGUUCACUCCCGAACCUACCGGUCAUGCCGACCCUGGCAGACUGCCCAUUGAGAUUCUCAAGUCGGUCAAUUCUAAGAAUCAAAAGACUAACCCGUUAGCGUUGUGGAAGCUGGCGAACCAGCGAAUUUCGCACUUUUCGUUCUCGCCGGACCAGAGACACUUGGCUGUUGUCUUGGAUGACGGCUCUCUUCGUCUGAUGGACUACCUGAAGGAAGAAGUCUUGGACAUCUUCCGCAGCUACUAUGGUGGCUUGAUCUGCGUUUGCUGGUCGCCCGAUGGCAAGUACAUUGUGACUGGUGGCCAGGACGACCUAGUCACGAUCUGGUCCUUCCCCGAACGCAGAAUCGUUGCCAGAUGUCAGGGUCACAACUCAUGGGUCUCUGCAGUUGCCUUUGACCCAUGGCGCUGUGACCAGAAGACCUACCGCUUCGGCAGUGUCGGAGAUGACUGCCGUCUUCUUCUGUGGGAUUUCAGCGUUGGCAUGUUGCACCGACCUCGUGCUCACCAUCAAGCAUCCACCCGUCAUCGCAGCAGUCUCGUCGUGCCCGGCUCGCAGACAUCGAACCGCCACCGGGCUGACAGCGGCGGUAACCGAAUGCGAUCCGACUCGGAUCGAACUGAGAAGUUUGAUGGGGAUCUGGAUCCCCUGGCCAGUCACCCUGUUGAGCCCCGUGCUCGGACUGCCCUGCUCCCACCUAUCAUGUCUAAAAUUGUUGGCGAGGACCCUAUCUGCUGGCUUGGGUUCCAGAAGGAUUGCAUCAUGACAUCCUCUCUUGAAGGUCACAUUCGAACCUGGGACCGACCCAACGACAGUGUCGUUAAGCAGGACCCUCGUCUCUGA